UAAAAUCUAUAAAAUUUUUCGGCUGGGAAAUAAACUCAUCUCUAACAUCUCUAACAGCUAGCGACCUUUACAAUAAGGUAAUUGUGAGCUCAGAAAAAAAACUCAUAACAACUAUUAAAGCUGGGCUAAGUCCUAAGAGCGCAAUCAACUUCUACAAAGCCUUUGUUAGAUUAGAAAUUGAGUACUGCCGAACACCCACUGCAUACUGCUCCAAGACAGUUAAAAAUAAAUCCAAACUUUUCAAAACAACUUUUUACGAAGAGCAUUUUAGGAGUCACACCAUCUACCCCAAUCCCAAUAAUAUACGGUUUAGCAAAAGAACUACCAUCCCAGAUAGAGCAAACUGGUUGACAGCUAAAGAAUUAAUUAAGAUCCUAUCGACAAACAACUCCAUAAAAUAUUCAAAAAUCUCACAACUUGUUCAUUUUAUGGAAGAAGCACACUUUACAUUUUAAUAAAAAAAAAAUUCUUUUAAAAAACUAGCUUAUAUAAAAUACAAAAUGGUCCUUUGACCUUAUUUAAUAUACCCUCCACCUAACCACUCACUUUCCGAGGCAUGAGAGGCAUACACACAUGGCCAACUUUCAAAUCAUGCUUGACACCUCGUAAAAUAUGUCAAAACAAACUGUCAAACAAACAAAUCGCGAAGACAAUAUCCAAACAAACCUGGAACGAAACAAAAAGUAGACACUCUACCAAAAUAAAGAGGAAAGCGCCAGGAAAAAAAUAUUCAGAUACCUUCAGUAGACUAUAGUCUACGAUCGAAAAUAACACAAAAAAAUACAAAAAGUAGCAGAAUUAAAAAUAUCCAGUAUACAUCUUUCUACAAUCGCGAAUACAAACCAACUAAGAAUAAAAACCUGACUUCAACAGCAAUUAAUUUUAAAAAAUUCGUGAAAUGUUUGAUAAAUCGUCCUGUAUAUUGUGCUUGGAAAAUGUCGAUAUUUCCGAUGAUCACAUAAAUAUGGACUCAGAGGAAGAACAAUCAGCAAAUGCCCGUGAGAUAAUUAAUCAACAUUUCAAGGAGGAGCUAAGCAUGAUGCUAAUCUUAACAAAUAAAAUUGUCUGUAAUCAAUGCUGGGAGCUGGUCCAAACGUUUCAUGAGUUCUAUGUGCGUGUGCAAAAUGCUCAUAUAGCCGCAACUAACACUUUGAAGUCUCUACAAGAAAUGGAGAUACCAGUAACUGAAAUAAAAAUAGAGCCUUAUGCAGUAGACGAAUUAGCCUCUCCUACGAAGCGGCAGAGAGGGCGUCCACGCCGCCAAAAGGAGGACAAAAGAGCGGUGGAGCAUGUACCAAUCAGUUUGAAAGAGUGCAGUGUUAGAAUGGAGCCACUUAUAUUGCCAAUUAAUACUAACAACAGUGGAGAUAUCCAACUAGAUCAGAAUGUACAAAACUUGGAAAUUAAAUAUGAAGUUGUGUCCAACGAGCUUAUGGAUGAUACGCACCAUAUACCACAAUCCGAUAAUGGAAGUGAGUCGAAAAGUAUACUGACCGACAGCUCUCUACUGCACCCAGUUGACCCACCAUUAAUUCUAAAAAAGAAAAUAGUACAUAAAAAACGAGGUCUAAAGCGAAAGCGAAUAGAGUCAAAACCAAAGUUGAAACCAUAUGAUAAUAAACCACGGCAUAAAACAUCAGAAUAUGAUGAUUAUAUUGCUCAACAUUUUAAAUUGUCUUGUUUUUUAUGCCAAAAAUCAUUGGAAAAUUUUACAGUGUUAAAAGUUCAUUAUCGUGAGCAGCAUGAAACUAAUGGAUAUGUGAAAUGUUGCGGUAAAAAAUUGCUCAGACGGAGUGUACUUGUUGAUCACAUUCACUUUCAUAAUGACCCAGAAUUCUUCAAGUGUCAACAAUGUGAAAAAUUACUGUCCGAUCGCCAUGGGCUUGAAAAGCAUGUGCAAUUUUUUCACGGAUCUAGAGAGCGUAUAUAUCAGUGCGAUAUUUGUUCCAAAUCAUUCUUUCGUCGUGAAGUUCUCGCAAGACAUUAUCAAUUACAUGCCCCAGAAGAAGAGAAGCAGGUGAAAUGUACGGAAUGUGAAAAGACAUUUUGUUCUGAAUAUAUUAUGACACAACAUUUAAGGCUGGUCCAUCAGCACAUGUAUUCCAAGAUUUGUGAUAUUUGUGGAAAAUCUUUUCGUGGAAAUGAUGCCCUGCGCCGACAUCAAGAAGAGCAUUCCGGUUUACCAAGAUCACGAAUUAAAUGUGAUUUAUGUGACGCGCAAUUAACUACAAAGUAUGGUUUAGCUCGUCAUAUGAAAGUAAUGCACACUGUAGAGUAUCAAACGCCUCAGACUUGUCCUAUAUGUUCCAAAGUAUCGCCGACACUUCGAGCACAUCAGAACCAUUUUAAAUAUAUGCACGCCACCGAGAGAAAACAUGCGUGCAAGCUGUGUGACAAAGCCUUUAAAAGGCUCAAGGGUUUACGAGAGCAUAUGGCAAGUCAUACUGGUGACGUUUUAUACACUUGCACAUUUUGUUCUCAAACAUUCAACUCAAAUGCGAAUAUGUAUGCACAUCGUAAGCGAAAGCAUCCAAAGGAAUGGGCUGAAAAAUGUGCAAAAAAAUAAUUCCAAUGGAAUGGGUAAACAGAUAAAGAAGCAAUUGGAAUCCAUAUUAGAAUCUGUGGAUGCUGCGGAAGAACUAGUGCAAAAGUAAUGAAUAGACGAAUGAAUUGUGAAUGUUUAAAUAUCACUUUAUACAUAUAAAUAUCACUUAUGAAGUUUGAUAAAUCAAAAAUG
Messenger RNA from Ceratitis capitata (Mediterranean fruit fly), 2737 nucleotides. Its product is annotated as transcription factor grauzone. The record is from RefSeq and is a predicted model, not a curated record. Bases 899 to 2566 code for a protein of 555 amino acids. Gene Ontology annotation, cellular component: nucleus. Gene Ontology annotation, molecular function: zinc ion binding; DNA-binding transcription factor activity, RNA polymerase II-specific; RNA polymerase II cis-regulatory region sequence-specific DNA binding. Gene Ontology annotation, biological process: regulation of DNA-templated transcription. The transcript is spliced from 4 exons. Lineage: Eukaryota; Metazoa; Arthropoda; Insecta; Diptera; Tephritidae.